CCUGGACCAUCUGGGUCACCUGGACCUUCUCUGAAUAUCUCCAAGGAAGAUCUGAAGAUAUAUUUUUCCCACAAGCUGAAUUACAGCCUAGUGUGGGCACUUAUGGACAACCUGGGGCAGGAGCUGAAGCGCCUGAUCGAACCCCCUGAUGGCACCAAAGAUCGCCCGGCCACUACCUGCAAAGAGCUUUCUGUGGUUCGGUCCCACCUAUCAGAUGGGUGGUAUUACGUCGAUCCCAAUCAGGGCAGCCCCCAAGACUCCUUGAUGGCCUUUUGUAACUUUACGGCAGGAGGAGAGACCUGUAUUUCUCCUGUGCAGAAUCAGGUCCCUCUCAAGGCUUGGUUGAGAUCAUACGCAUCAGAAAGCACUUUUGAGUGGUUGAGUUCCCUUCCUGAUGGCUUCCCGCUCGAGUACCAGGGACUGAACACCGUCCAGCUCCGUUUUUUGAAACUUCACAGCAGCCUGGCCACCCAGAAAGUUUCAUAUUCCUGCAGGCCCCACUCAGAUGGAAGCAAACAGCACCUGGAAAAGGAAAUCAAGUUCCUUGCAGAUUCCCGGGACCAGAGCUAUAUGACUACUCUUCAGGGAUGUGUGCUGGAUAAUGAAUCUUCAGUCAUGGACACCAUCUUCUUCUUCUCCACGAGGGACCUCUCCCUGAUGCCUUUGCGUGAUCUGGCAGUAUUCCACAACGGCGAUGUCUCCCAUCAGUUUGGAUUUACCAUUGGGCCUGUUUGCUUUAGCUGAACACACCUUUGAAUGAGCUGCUGUUCCUCCUAGAAAGGAAAGGACAUGCCCAAGAAAGAAGGAAGGAAGAUGUGGGGGCCCUCCACUGAUUCAGCUGGUUUUUAAAAGCUGCUGCACUGCACUGUACAAAUCCCCACACUUCCUUCUGAAGGAUGGAGAAUAUUAUG
Candoia aspera is the source of this 911-nucleotide messenger RNA. Its product is annotated as collagen alpha-3(V) chain-like. The transcript has 6 exons. The coding region runs from base 103 to 744 and encodes 213 amino acids. NCBI's taxonomy places the organism in Eukaryota, Metazoa, Chordata, Lepidosauria, Squamata, Candoiidae. The record is from RefSeq and is a predicted model, not a curated record. Gene Ontology annotation, molecular function: extracellular matrix structural constituent.